Molecule: messenger RNA, 1909 nt
Organism: Eruca vesicaria subsp. sativa (arugula)
Lineage: Eukaryota; Viridiplantae; Streptophyta; Magnoliopsida; Brassicales; Brassicaceae
Source: the annotation of a GenBank genome assembly
AUUUAGAGAGUUGUUCUGGCAUUUGAGUCUUAAAUGAUAAGAGGAAAACAAGAGAAGAGACCAAGUUCCAAUGGGACUGAGAAGGUUCUUGUUGCUGUUAAAGCAUCUAGGGAGAUUUCAAAAACAGCAUUAGUUUGGGCUUUGACUCAUAUUGUUCAUCCUGGAGACUGCAUAACUCUUGUUGUUGUUGUCACUUCUCACAAUGCUGGUCGAAAGCUUUGGACUCUCCCAAGGUUUGCUGGAGAUUGUGCAAAUGGUCAUAGGAAAUCACAUUCUGAUGCAAUCCCUGAGUUAAAAACUGAUCUCACUGAUACUUGUUCCCAAAUGAUUCUCCAGCUACAUGAUGUCUAUGACCCAAACAAGGUUAAUGUCAGGAUCAAGAUUGUUUCUGCAUCACCAUGUGGAGCAGUUGCAUCUGAGGCCAAGGAGUCACAAGCAACUUGGGUAGUUUUGGAUAAGCACCUUAAGCACGAAGUGAAACGGUGCACUGAUGAGCUACAAUGUAACAUUGUGGCGAUAAAGCGUUCUCAGGCCAAAGUUAUGCGGUUGAACUUGGUCGGUUCACCAACAACAAAAGAUACAGUGAAAGAGAACAGAAGCAGGUCGUUAGGUUCUGCUGGAGCUGUAGUUACAACUUCUGUGAGCAGUCCUGAGGUUGGCACACCAUUCACAGGUACAGAAGCUGGGACUUCAUCAGUGGCUAGCUCUGACCUUGGAACAUCAUCGCCUAUAUUCACAGUGGAGGUGAAAAAGAAUGAUGCUAAUGCUUCUCAAGUAUCUACAUUACUUGAGUUUGAUGGAGGAGAAACCAAGCUUUCUUCUAGGAGUGACUUGGAGGAGAUAAGAGGAGCAAGAAAUGCUCCUCCUGUUCCACCUCCUCUCUGCUCUAUUUGUCAGCACAAAGCACCUGUAUUUGGAAAACCACCGAGGUUUUUCUCUUACAAAGAGUUAGAGAUUGCAACAAAAGGGUUUUCACAGUCUAACUUCUUGGCAGAAGGAGGGUUUGGAUCUGUUCAUAGAGGUGUGUUACCAGAAGGCCAAAUUGUAGCAGUAAAGCAACACAAACUAGCUAGUACUCAAGGAGAUGUAGAGUUUUGCUCUGAAGUAGAGGUUUUGAGCUGUGCUCAGCACAGAAACGUGGUUAUGUUAAUAGGUUUCUGCAUUGAACAAAGCAGAAGACUCUUGGUCUAUGAAUACAUAUGCAAUGGAUCAUUAGACGCUCAUCUAUACGGUCGCCAUAAAGACACUUUGGAGUGGUCUGCAAGGAAGAAAAUAGCGGUUGGAGCAGCUCGAGGUCUUAGAUAUCUUCAUGAAGAGUGUAGAGUGGGCUGCAUUGUUCACAGAGACUUAAGGCCUAACAAUAUACUAAUCACUCAUGACUACGAACCACUGGUUGGAGAUUUUGGUUUAGCACGGUGGCAGCCUGAUGGAGAACUCGGUGUAGACACGCGUGUAAUUGGAACUUUUGGGUACUUAGCUCCAGAGUAUACUCAAAGUGGACAAAUCACAGAGAAAGCUGAUGUUUACUCGUUUGGGGUUGUACUAAUCGAGUUAAUCACGGGUCGUAAAGCCAUGGAUAUCUCCAGACCAAAAGGACAACAAUGUUUAACUGAAUGGGCUAGGUCUAGAUUAAAAGAAUAUGCGGUUGAAGAGCUUGUUGAUCCGAGGCUGGAGAAGAGAUACUCAGAAACAGAAAUUAUCUGUAUGAUUCAUACAGCUUCGUUGUGUAUACGCAGAGAUCCAGCUUUGCGUCCUCGGAUGUCUCAGGUGUUGCGUUUGCUGGAAGGAGAUAUAGUAGUGAAUGAGAGGUUUAGUGGAAGAUUAUCGAUUGAGAGAAGUCAGAAAUCAGUGAGAUUUUUAUGUAUUAAUGAUAGUAUUACGACUAAAUAAAGUAAUUAAUCAACAAAAC